GGCCCGCUACUUUCGCUCAUUCGCUCGACAAACGCCGCUCAGCGUUCUCGGCCCCGAGCCCCGGGCGUUCGAGUCCGAGGAGUGGCCCGGGGAAAGGCCACGGCUCAGCAGCUCCGCAGCUGCCGCAAAGCCCGAGAGGCAGCGUGAGGACGGCGUAAUCAUGCGCCCCUCAAGUUGUGCCCUGGGCACGGGUAACACGCUGAGGCGCCGGCGCCCCGUGUCCCCUCCGCAGAGUAGGAAAGCGGGUGGACGCCGAGGUCAGGGCGCAAGCGGUGGCGGAGCCGAGCCUCGAGCCCCGCGGGGCUCCGCGCCCCGCUCCGGCACCUGCAGCCCCUGUGAGCCCAGGCGGGCGCAGCAGUCCGCGUGUGGAGCGCCCCCCUCUGCCGAGGCCGCCGGGGUCGGGGUCUCUGCCCCUCCCCGGGGAGGUGGGCCAGUGACGUCACUACCCCUUUAAGACCCCCGCCUCCGCCCUAUCUGCGCACUCGGCCUAGGAAUCUCGCUGGCUCCUGUUGCAGUGCAGCUGCUUCGCCUCGCCAUGGCCUCCGUCGGUCUGCAGAUCCUGGGGAUCGUCCUGACACUGCUGGGCUGGGUGAAUGCCCUGGUGUCCUGCGCCCUGCCCAUGUGGAAGGUGACCGCCUUCAUCGGCAACAGCAUCGUGGUGGCCCAGGUGGUGUGGGAGGGGCUGUGGAUGUCCUGUGUGGUGCAGAGCACCGGCCAGAUGCAGUGCAAGGUGUACGACUCGCUGCUGGCGCUGCCCCAGGACCUGCAGGCCGCCCGCGCCCUCUGCGUCGUCGCCCUCCUGCUGGCCCUGCUGGGUUUGCUGGUCUACCUCGCUGGGGCCAAGUGCACCACGUGUGUGGAGGACAAGGACUCCAAGGCCCGCCUGGUGCUCACCUCCGGGAUCACCUUUAUCAUUUCGGGGAUCCUGACCCUGAUCCCCGUCUGCUGGACGGCCCACACCAUCAUCCAGGACUUCUACAACCCGCUGGUGGCCGAGGCGCAGAAGAGAGAGCUGGGGGCCUCGCUCUACCUGGGCUGGGCAGCCUCGGGCCUUUUGUUGCUGGGUGGGGGGCUGCUGUGCUGCACCUGCCCCUCUGGGGGGUCCCGGGGCUCCAGCCAUUACAUGGCCCGCUACUCAGCGUCUGGCCCGAAUGCUGCCUCCCGAGGGCCCUCUGAGUACCCCACGAAGAAUUACGUCUGACGGGCAGGGGAGUGAGGGCCCUGAGCCCGAGUAGUCCGCCCACGCUGUCGGACAGCUCUAGAGUCCCGCCUUUUUGUUUUCACGGUUCACUCUUUUCUUUGCAGGGGGGAGGGGGGUGUCUUUAACAUCUGCCUGGUAACCAGCCCCCAGGAGCAUGGCUCAGGCUCCCAUCAGGGCCUUUCUCGCUUCUGGAUCCUUCUGUACCCUGGACAGCCACACCUUGGAAGCCAACCUGGAGCUGUGGGACCAGUGUGAAAGCCGCUGCUGUUCUGGCUUUGUGACAAGGUGGCCUGGCCCAGAAAUUCCUGCUGCCGUUGAGGCUGCGCCGCCGUGGACCAGCAGGGACGGCAGCACCCCCAUGCCUCCCCGGGGCUCUGCUGUCACCCCAGAAGAAGAGCAGGGAAUGUUACCAGAGGACUGUCCACCUCUACGUCUGACCCCGGCUCCUCCGUCCCUCACACGUCUCCUCCUGGAGUCAGGACCAGGCAGAGCUCUGGACACACACACCCCGCUCACCUCCAGCCUGCACGUUUCCCCCACACCCCAUCUCUCACACAGUGUGGCUGAAUAAAGGCAGUCUGGUUCGUUCAUA
This is a messenger RNA of Oryctolagus cuniculus (rabbit), 1793 nucleotides long. RefSeq names its product claudin 6 (gene CLDN6). Gene Ontology annotation, cellular component: membrane; bicellular tight junction. The record is from RefSeq and is a predicted model, not a curated record. NCBI's taxonomy places the organism in Eukaryota, Metazoa, Chordata, Mammalia, Lagomorpha, Leporidae. Gene Ontology annotation, molecular function: structural molecule activity.